This is a messenger RNA of Capra hircus (goat), 3059 nucleotides long. RefSeq names its product nuclear prelamin A recognition factor (gene NARF). Gene Ontology annotation, molecular function: lamin binding. Gene Ontology annotation, cellular component: lamin filament. Lineage: Eukaryota; Metazoa; Chordata; Mammalia; Artiodactyla; Bovidae. The record is from RefSeq and is a predicted model, not a curated record. The coding region runs from base 134 to 1642 and encodes 502 amino acids. The transcript has 11 exons.
UCAUUGGUCGAGCAGAGCCACUAGGGGUAGGGCAGCACCGGAGCGACGACAACAAAGGGCGGCAGGCGGCUGUGACCGCGUCUCCCGGUGCUCUCCUCAGGCUGCGCACCCGGACCUGCCCGCCUGGCUCCAGAUGAAGUGUGAGCACUGCACGCGGAAGGAAUGUAGUAAAAAAACAAAGACCGAUGACCAGGAGAAUGCAUCAGUCGAUGUACCAAGUCCAGCCCAGGAGAAUGGAGAGAAGGGAGAAUUCCAUAAAUUGGCUGAUGCCAAGAUAUUUCUGAGUGACUGCCUGGCCUGUGACAGCUGUGUAUCUGCCGAGGAAGGAAUCCAGGUUUCCCAGCAGAACGCUAAGGACUUCUUCCAAGUUCUGAACCUUAACAAGAAAUGUGAUACCUCAAAGCACAGGGUGCUGGCAGUGUCAGUGUGUCCUCAGUCUUUGCCUUAUUUUGCUGCUAAAUUCAGUCUCAGUGUGACUGAUGCAUCCAGAAGGCUCUGUGGUUUCCUCAAAAGUCUUGGGGUGCAUUAUGUCUUUGAUACAACGAUCGCUGCAGAUUUCAGCAUCCUGGAGAGUCAGAAAGAGUUUGUGCGUCGAUUCCGCCAGCACAAUGAGGAAGAGCCUGCAUUACCCAUGCUGACCUCUGCCUGUCCUGGCUGGGUCCGCUAUGCUGAGCGGGUGCUGGGUCACCCUGUCACCCCCCACCUCUGCACUGCCAAGUCUCCCCAGCAGAUCAUGGGAUCCCUGGUGAAGGAUUACUUUGCCAGACGGCAGAACCUGUCCCCAGACAAGAUUUUCCAUGUCAUCGUGGCACCGUGCUACGACAAGAAGCUGGAGGCCCUUCAGGAAGACGUCCUCACAGCCUCUCGGGGUUCCCGGGGCACUGACUGCGUGCUGACCUCAGGUGAGGGUGGGGCCUUGGGAAAGGCCACUGGGAGGCAGGCCGGCGAACACGUGGAGCUUCGUCCUUCAGAGCAAAGCAGAAAGCGCAUGUGUGCCCGGGGACAUUGCUGGCAUCUUAAUGUCCCUUCUUUGCUUGUAGGUGAAAUAGCUCAGAUGAUGGAGCAGAGUGACGUCUCAGUGAGAGAGGCUGCCCUGGACACGCUGUUUGGCGACGUGAAGGAGGAGGAGCUGAGGCGCCAUGAUGGAGCCGGCUCUGACGGGUACCUGGCACACAUCUUCAGACAUGCGGCCAAGGAGCUGUUCAACGAGGAUGUGGGGGAGGUCACCUACCGGGCCCUGAGGAACAAAGACUUCCAGGAGGUCACCCUCGAGAAGAGCGGAGAGGUCCUCUUGCGCUUUGCUGCAGCUUAUGGCUUUCGAAACAUCCAGAACGUAGUCCUAAAGCUGAAGAAGGGCAAGUUCCCAUACCACUUUGUGGAGGUUCUUGCCUGUGCUGGCGGAUGCCUUAAUGGCAGAGGCCAAGCCCAGACCGCGGACGGACGCACAGACAAGACCCUGCUACAGAAGAUGAAAGGCAUCUACGCUGACAUCCCCGUGCAGCUCCCAGAGGCCAGCACCCACGUGCAGGAGUUGUACCAGGAGUGGCUGGAUGGCACCGACUCCCCCCGUGUCCAGGAAGCCCUGCAUACUGCAUACCAGGGCCCAGGGCGGCCCGCUGACAGCCGAGACAUCAAGUGGUGAAGAUCGAGGAGACUGGGAGGCAGGCCUGUCAGCUGAGGAUGGAGGAGCUGCCCUGUGUGGGUAUCAGAGACACUUGAAGAAAACAGCUCAGCUUUCCUUUUGCCACUUUGGUUUUUCAGAAUCCUCUGCUACCCUCAUUUGUCAGCAGCCCCCUCCCUCAGUUCGAUGUGGUGCUAUCUUCGUAAUAUGUGUGUAAUUGGAAUAUUUUAACAGGAGAGAAAGGUUUCCGAUCUGAGUUUCCUUUAAGACUUAAAAAUUCCAAAGAAAAAGAAUGGAGACAGACUACUGUCUUUUAGGCUUAAAAAAAGAAAUCCAAAAAGUGUCCUGUGAAAAGUUAAGACCCCAGAAGUUGUGAUUCACAUACCUCAGAGAUUUGCUGUGGAAAUGACAGGAAGCAGGCAGGCUGCAGGGGCUGUGGGCCAUGGUCUGUGGUCUUCCCAGUUGGCUCUGGUUUUCACAAACCACGUUUUUCUAUUCCUGAGAAUGGUUUUGCCAGAAUGUGAAUAAACUGCAUCCUUUUGGAAUUGGGGGGCUCAUAUGAAUCUGGAUUUUCAGUUUCUCUAGAGAAAAAGUUCCAGCAACAGUGGGCCGUGUUUCUCACUGCCGCAGUGGCAGCCACCUCCUGGGACCAGCCCCUCUAACUGUGGGCCUGGCAGGCUCUGGCAGCUUAUACCCCACACUCAUGCUUUCACAUUCAGGCUUUAGGUGAACUCACCUCGAGGCAGAGGGAGGCCUGUGAAGGGUGACAGGCGUUACACAUGGAAGGAUGGGAGAGGCAGCUGACCUGCUUAGGCCAAACUGUGGUCAGGAGUCCGCCUGCUCCAUGCUUCUCUGGGUGGGAUCAGACAGGUGACAGCCAUUCUGUCCCCAACCUCAGAUGAGGCAGCUUCUCGAUGGUCUUGCCUCUCCCUGCCACCGCCCCACCCCCCCGCCAUCACCCUCAUGUACUGGGGGCCUGGCUCAUCCACGUGGCCCUUGACAGGAUCCCCCCCGACCUGGCAUGUAGUGCUCAUGUGAGCUUGCCUUAAAGAUAAAUGGAAGAGAACAGUUUUCCCAUGAACAGAAAGGGCUAGCAAAGAAUCGGAAAUUACAGAAUCACAAAACCACAUCAGGGCUCAUCCUGUGAAACAAAGACGUCUGUGGAUAGGCGUCCAGUUGGUUCUUCAAAGCACUUGAAUUUUGUUAACAUGGAUGGUAGCAACGUUCUUGGAUUCUUCAGUGCUUAUGAAGCCUGAGCUGUUAGAUUUCCUUCACUGACUCUAUGUUGUAUUGUACCUGUAUACCUAUUGGGGUUGAAAACUGGAUAUAUUGUGUGAAAUUGUAUAUUUUUUGCUUUCAACCUAUGUACAAUUAAUUGGGUUUCUCUCCUCUGCAGUAACUGAUUCUGCAAUAAACACUUGAGGAGUGUCUGAGUUUG